AUGCUCAUGCUUGCCCGGUGGCUGCGCCUCGUGCCUCUCGUGGGCCUGCUCCUGCUGACCCUCGUCACUUUCCACUACCUCUACCGCGCCAUCACCGUGGAGGCCCAAUCCGAGCUCCCCGUCGACCUCGAUCCCCUCACUCUCAUCCCCGACACGGCCAUCUCCCAGGCCAUCGCCCACACGCAUCACGAAAUCGCCUCCCUCUCCACCCCCGAUCGUCGAUACUUCCACAUCGACUUUGGCGCCCACCGCGCCAUCAACCCCAGCAUCAUCCCGCACCCCGUCCGUCCAGACACCUGGAUCAUCACCGCCCAGCUUCACGAAAACCGCACCGCCGACCGCGACUCCGUCUGGUUCGCCGAACUCGUCUGCAACGCCGUCUUCCAAGACCAUGGCCGGACCCUCCGCUGCGUCCAACCCCCGUUCAUCCUCCCCAUCGCCGCGACCGACGGGGACAAUGCCUUGUGCGCGGGGGACCUGGCCUUUUUCGCCAUGAGCAUCGGACCGCACGAUGCCCGCGUCUUCUACGGCCCCGAGGCCCCCUACACCAUCUACGGCUCCAACAGCGCCGUGACCUGCUUCGGACAAUGGAUCCUCGACUUUCGCGUCCUGGUCGACUGGCCGGCCCGGGAGGUGGUCAUCGAGCAGGGCUUCCGCCGGGCUACGGAGCUGCAGCGUCCGUUCCUGGCCCCGUACCUCGCCGUCGAAAAGAACUGGUUCGUGUUCUGGGAUCUCGACGGCGCACCUUACGUCCAUUACGACGUGGCGCCCACGCGGGCCUUUGCCGCGCUGGCUGCCGACGGGUCUGUCGGACCGGACCUUGCCCCGGCAGCUGCUGCUGCUGCAGACGAGCAAUGUCUCCAACAAUACCUCCCGACGCUGCAAGACCCGGACCACGAAUCCAUCCACCAAGCGACGAAUUCCCUCGCCGUGACGUUGUGUAAACGGGCAGAUCCCCUCUGCCACCCGACCGACUCCAACACGGUCAUUCUCACCAUCUUCCAACAUAAAAGCUUCGUGGCGUUUCACAGCGUCUACGAACCCUACGUGAUGCUCUUCCGACAACGAGCACCAUUCGAGAUUUACGGCAUUUCCACGAAGCCGGUGUGGAUUCGCGGACGGGGAAUGGAGGUAAUCGAAAGUGAGGACGGGGAUGGUGCGGGGAUGAAUCAGACGGAGAUGAUGUAUAUCACCUCGAUCGGGUGGAAGGAGCACGGAUUGAAGUAUCAUGGGUAUUUGGAUGAUGUGAUGUUUUUGGCGUUUGGGCGGGAGGAUCGGGAUACGGCGGGGGUGGAUGUGUUAGUGGAGGAGUUGAUUGUCUGGGUAGUUAGUAUGCGUAUCAACUCAUCUCCUAGUCAUCUAGCAACCCGCACGCAACCCGCACCGUCAGCGCUAACCACCUACCCAGUACCCAUGCUCAUGUCCGCGGGUCGACACUAG
Aspergillus ibericus CBS 121593 is the source of this 1440-nucleotide messenger RNA. RefSeq lists its product as uncharacterized. The transcript is spliced from 3 exons. The record is from RefSeq and is a predicted model, not a curated record. NCBI's taxonomy places the organism in Eukaryota, Fungi, Ascomycota, Eurotiomycetes, Eurotiales, Aspergillaceae. The coding region runs from base 1 to 1440 and encodes 479 amino acids.